Molecule: messenger RNA, 834 nt
Organism: Pochonia chlamydosporia 170
Lineage: Eukaryota; Fungi; Ascomycota; Sordariomycetes; Hypocreales; Clavicipitaceae
Product: thioesterase superfamily protein
Exons: 5
Coding region: 1-834 (277 amino acids)
Source: RefSeq, a predicted model, not a curated record
AUGCGUGCCGUUCCGCGCAUUACAACCCCAUACUGCAGUAACGCCGUGCGACAAUCACUACUGCUCCAAACUCGCCAGUUUAGCUUGAGCUGUGUCCACAGAAACGACAAUGGCAGCAGCACGGCAUUGAAUCCGAGGUGGUUUGCCGAUUUGCGGAGCCGUAUCAAGGCUUGUCUUGCUGCCAAUCCGCAAGGGGAAGACGGUGCGAAAUUGAAGCAGUAUCUUGAGUUUGUGGAUAGCAAUUGGUUGGAGUUGUCUGCUGGGAGGGAGGGAUUCCUCACGGCGGAGAGAUGGAGAGGAUUGAAUAAGUUUGCUGUGGCUUGGGGCGAUAUGGAUAGCAUGGGUACGCUGCCAAUGUCUCGUCACGUCAAUAACAUCAUGUAUAAUCGAUACGCCGAGUCCGGCCGCGUAAACUGGAUCACUUCGUUCGCAGCAUUCGCGCCGCCAGACGAACGCCAGCAGUGGGUGGACAUUAUGAGCCCUCGGGGUAUUGGUCUCAUAUUAAAGAGUAUUAAAACAGAUUACAAACUUCCCGUUGCCUACCCCGACAAAAUUACAGUCAUCCACAAGCUAGCCCAACGACCGACACACACUUCAGACAGCAUCUUUCUCGCCGCAGUGAUUUACUCAGAAGCACAUAAGCGCGUUGCCGCACGAUGUUUCGAAGACAUCGCAAUAUACAAUUAUAGAGCAGGGAAACGAGCAACAUUAAAGGGGUUCAUGGUGGACGAAUUACAAAAGAUAUACGACCUACAGGAGAAAAGCAGGCUAGAGGUUGACGAGAAAGUCAACGAGCUAGAGCAAGGUGUCAAGAUGAUAGAGGAGAAAGCGUGA